Linderina pennispora is the source of this 1102-nucleotide messenger RNA. Its product is annotated as alpha/beta-hydrolase. The record is from RefSeq and is a predicted model, not a curated record. Lineage: Eukaryota; Fungi; Kickxellomycota; Kickxellomycetes; Kickxellales; Kickxellaceae. The coding region runs from base 51 to 1064 and encodes 337 amino acids. Gene Ontology annotation, biological process: lipid metabolic process. The transcript has a single exon.
CAAACUGCUCCAUCCCUGCCUGUCUGCUAAUAAUUAACUAAUAUCCAUCAAUGCUAUUCAAGUUCUCCACUGUUCUCGUCGCGCUGGCAACGCUCUCUGCGGCGCUUCCUUCCGUCGAGCAGCCACCUGCGCUGUCUCGCCGCAGCGAAACACCUGCAGAUGCUAUCCAUGCAAUGCUGAACACUACCACGGCCGCGCUUGUCGAGUAUAAGGUCCGCCAGAUGUACCGUGAUGAGCAGAAGAACCUUGCCGCUGCCAAGAGUAACAACCCUGUUGAGAAGGGAGGCCAGGUCAUCAUUACUACAACUCAAGCCACGCUCGAGAAGUACGCCAACUAUGCUGGCGCUGCAUACGUCGUCAACAGCAAGGCCUGGAACUGCCCCAUCAGCUGUCAGACUGCCGCCACUGCAGGCACUGUUGUCUACCAUCAAUGGGCCGACGUCGUUGGUGCCAAUGUCGGCUAUGUUGCCUACAAGGAAAGCACCAAGGAAAUUAUCAUUUCGUUCAGAGGCAGCCAGACCCUCUUUGACUGGAUCACAAACGCCGAUUUUGGACAGGACGCCUGGCCCAGCAGUGUUUCUGGAUCCAAGGUCCAUUCCGGGUUCCUUGAUGCUCACAAGGCGCAGGCCAGCACCAUCCAGGCCAAGAUUGCCGAGCUUGUUGCCAAGUACCCAACGUUCAAUAUCGUCUUUACCGGUCACUCGCUAGGUGGUGCGCUGGCCUCUAUUGGCGCUGCAGACCUGGCCCGGCUGCAUCCUACCUGGGUGAGUCGUAUUGUUCUGUACACCUACGGCCAACCUCGCACUGGAAAUUCCGCUUAUGCAUCAUGGGUUCAGAAUCUCGGGUUCCCUAUUUUUCGUGUUACCUACCAAGAAGACAUGGUAGCCCGUGUGCCACCUACAAGCUUUGGCUACUCUCACCACAGCCAGGAAUCGUGGUACCCUACCGGCGGAGGUCUGAAGUUCUGCGGCGCUAACGGUGAGAGCUCGACCUGCAUUAACAGCAUCUCCGUCUUCUCGCUCUCAACCGCCGAUCACUCGGACUAUCCUGGCCUUGCCCACUAAGCUAUGCUGGUAAACAAAAAACUAAUAAAUAACUGCAC